Botrytis deweyae is the source of this 228-nucleotide messenger RNA. RefSeq lists its product as uncharacterized. The record is from RefSeq and is a predicted model, not a curated record. The transcript is spliced from 2 exons. The coding region runs from base 1 to 228 and encodes 75 amino acids. NCBI's taxonomy places the organism in Eukaryota, Fungi, Ascomycota, Leotiomycetes, Helotiales, Sclerotiniaceae.
AUGUGUAGACAAGCAAGCUGCCCGACCUGUCAGAAGGAAACUUGGUUCGGCUGCGGUCUACAUUUACCUUCCGUCUUCUCUUCGAUCCCUGCCGAUCAAGAAUGUACCUGCAUACCAAAGUUUGAGAAGGACGGGGUCCAAUAUCCACCGAAAGCUGGUACCGGCACGGCACAGGAUGCCGGAGAGGAGGGGGAUGUUGUUAUACACGAUUUGAAGCGCGGUACAUGA